AUGUCUAACAAUCGCAAUAAAUAUGAGAAAGCUCGAAGACGUUUAUCUGCUGUGACAUUUCUAUCAAAUAUAUCAUUAGAUGGGAAGAUGAGAGACCCGGAGUUGGUUCAUGUAGUUGAAAAAACCCCCAAAAAAGACAAAAUAGAAUCGGCUUCAAAAGCAAUUGAUAUUGUCAAGGAUACUGCUUUACGAAACAGUGUCCGACACAAGAAUAAAGCGUCAAAUUCAAGCCCAGUCCACCGUAUUGGCGCCGACAAUCAUUCUGUUAGCUCAGAUUCAGAACACACCAACACCAUAACACCUGUAAAGGGUGUAAAUACUUCUUUCAUCAGGGAAAGAUGUUCUUCGGGAACAACAGAAUCAUUUAAGGAAAAGCAUGGUUCAUCUAGAUCUAGGAAAACUCACCUUGUUACCCUCACUGGUUCUAAUGCAGAUGAAAAAAGCAGUUCAGAAAGCCUUAACUUUGGCAAGUUUCGAACCAGUAACACUUGUAUCCCAGAACAUCAUGCAUUAACAAAAGAGGUCCGCAUGGUAAGACCAAAUAAAGGAGUUUCAUUCAGGGAUGAGAGACUGGCAAUAGCACCAGGACAGGGUGCCCCUUGUAUUAUAUUCAGCACUAUACCAUACUCUAAGACUGUUCGCAAUGCACGUUCUGAUCUAAGAAAGGAUGGUGUUAGGAGGAGAAACACCUCAGGGCCAAGACCACUCUCAUCCAUUACCGACAAUGGUAUGGAUCCCUUUGACCUUCUUGGUUUGGAGAAGGAAGAAAAUGGUCAGGAAAUAUCAUACUCAAAGCUGUUGGUGCCUUCAAAAGUAUGUACUAGGGAGCAGUAUAAAAAAAUGUAUGAAGGUGAUUUCACUGAGAAGGCUAAUUGGAAAAUAGUAAACAGACAUCCCCAUGUGAUUGCCAGGACUAAGUUAUUGACGAGGCACAAGGAUAAAAAAUGGUGUUUUUCUUAUGAAUCAUCUCAGAGGACUGCAAUUCCAUCAUCUCCUCCACACUCUUCAGUUGAUAUGAAAACAUUUGACUGGGAUGAAGGGACGUUACUCUCGCAAAAAUAUGUUCAAUACUGCCCCAAUGUGCUAGAUGACCCAGAGCUCAUAGCUGGCAAGCACAGAACACUUCUGACGUUCACAUCCUACAUGACGUCUAUCAUUGACUACGUGCGGCCACAAGACCUCAAAAAGGAACUAAAUGAUAAGUUCAGAGAGAAGUUCCCUCAUAUAAAAUUGACUCUCAGUAAAUUAAGAAGCAUCAAGAAAGAAAUGCGUAAGAUUGCUAAACACGACAGUGGUGGAGUUGAUUUACUGUCAGUCGCCCAGGCGUAUGUUUACUUUGAGAAAUUGAUUCUUGCAAAUCUCAUUAACAAAGACAAUAGGAAAUUAUGUGCUGGGGCGUGUUUACUGUUGUCUGCGAAACUCAAUGACGUGAAAGGAGAAGCUUUGAAGUCGCUUAUAGAGCGCAUCGAAACCACGUUCAGAGUAAAUAGGAAAGAUUUGUUGCGGUUCGAAUUCGCAGUACUAGUGGCUUUGGAGUUUGGCUUGCAUGUACCUCCCUAUGAGGUGUUCCCGCACUAUCAGAGACUGCUCCACGACUCGUGA
Messenger RNA from Spodoptera littoralis (African cotton leafworm), 1602 nucleotides. The record is from the annotation of a GenBank genome assembly. Lineage: Eukaryota; Metazoa; Arthropoda; Insecta; Lepidoptera; Noctuidae.